CAGAAAGUAUCACAGUACACUUGAGCAGUGAGCCAUGACAAGAUCCCUCCCAAGAAGAAGAAUAGGAAAGUUGAACCUCCUCACUCAAAAACCCUAACAAAACAAAUACAGAUUCACAUACACCAUUUCCUCUCUUUCAACCACCAACAACAACAGAAAAAAAUACUAUCAUCUCUUUCUUCCUCAUCUCCAUCUCCUUCUCCUCCUCCACCUUCAAUGAUCACAAAUAAUGAAUAAAAAAUUAACAAACAAAACCCCGAAUCUCCUCCACUAAUCCGCCCGUAAAACAAUACUCUACAUUUUUAUUUAACAAAAAAGGUUAAUUGGAAGAAAAUGAUAAGAGGAGGAGAAGCAACAGAAAGCAGUAAGUCAAGGUGCCAAGACUGCGGAAAUCAAGCCAAAAAAGACUGCGAGCAUGCGAGGUGUCGAAGCUGCUGUAAGAACCGAGGCUUCCAGUGUGAAACGCACGUGAAAAGCACGUGGAUUCCGGUUGCCAAGCGGCAGCCCAGGCACCUCUCUAUGCAGCCGCACCACCAGAUUCCGCCCCUCCUUCAUCAACAGUUGGCUCUUGCCCCAAACCCUAAAAGAUACAGACAAAUCCCUCAACUAGGGUUUGAGGAUGUGGGAUUGCCGGCGGAGGCGUGUUUUCCGGCGGUGUUCCGAUGCGUUAGAGUGAGCUCGGUGGACGAUAAUGCGGUGGGUCAUCAGUAUGCGUACCAGACGUCGGUGAGUAUCGGCGGCCAUGUUUUCACCGGAAUUUUGUAUGAUCAAGGAGCCGAACCGCAGGGAACCGGAAACUAUGUAACUGGAGAGAACUCCUCUUCUGCUGCAUUAUCAGAUCAUCCUAAUUUUGUUGCAAGAACAACUGGUACAACCUCUCCUUCAUUUGCUGCCCCUUUUUCAGCAUUUACAAACACAACUUCACACUUUUUGCACUACCCCAAAUCUUGAUUAAUUAAACCUAAAUCAAUUGGAAUA
This is a messenger RNA of Salvia splendens (bonfire salvia), 978 nucleotides long. Its product is annotated as protein SHI RELATED SEQUENCE 1. The transcript has 2 exons. Gene Ontology annotation, molecular function: DNA binding; DNA-binding transcription factor activity. Gene Ontology annotation, biological process: positive regulation of DNA-templated transcription. NCBI's taxonomy places the organism in Eukaryota, Viridiplantae, Streptophyta, Magnoliopsida, Lamiales, Lamiaceae. The coding region runs from base 334 to 951 and encodes 205 amino acids. Gene Ontology annotation, cellular component: nucleus. The record is from RefSeq and is a predicted model, not a curated record.